Carcharodon carcharias (great white shark) is the source of this 3403-nucleotide messenger RNA. RefSeq names its product galectin-8-like. Gene Ontology annotation, molecular function: carbohydrate binding. The record is from RefSeq and is a predicted model, not a curated record. Bases 115 to 1050 code for a protein of 311 amino acids. The transcript has 9 exons. Lineage: Eukaryota; Metazoa; Chordata; Chondrichthyes; Lamniformes; Lamnidae.
UAAUUGUUACACCCGCGACGUUCUGUGAUUAUGUUGUGUGGGUGUGGAGCGGUUUUAUUGGGAGUUGGUGUUUUUCUGUUCCGUGUUGAUUGUUAUCAGUGAACAAGUCUCCAAAUGUCUGAUUUAACAAUAUUUAACCCGGUUAUACCAUACAAUGGCGCAAUCUUUGGUGGCUUGCAUCGAGGGCAGAUGAUAGCAGUACAAGGAAUGGUGCCCAAAGAAAGCAAAAGAUUCCAAGUGGAUUUACAGUGUGGAAGUUGUGAAAAACCACGUGCAGACAUAGCCUUGCAUUUCAAUCCACGUUUUCGGAAAUCUGGGUGCGUGGUUUGCAACACGCUGGUGCUGGAAAGAUGGGGACGUGAAGAAAUAAAAUAUGAGAUGCCGUUCAAGAAAGGAGAGCCAUUUGAAAUAAUUUUCUUCGUAACGGUUGACAAGUUCAAGAUUGCAGUUAAUGGAAAACAUUUCCUGGACUACCAGCACAGAAUAAAUGUAGAAAAAGUUGACACACUUGGAAUCUUUGGUGAAGUCCAAAUUCAAGCAAUUUCCUUCUUGACCAGCUCUGAGCAGGAUAAUCCAUAUUCUAAUUUACCAAUAAAGAAGACUGAUGCAAGUGGGACUCAUACAACGCCUACUAAGACUCAGUUGGCUGUGCCUUAUAUGGGUAAAAUUAAGGCUGGAUUGAGCCCUGGUCGGGUAAUCACUAUUCAAGGCAAAGUCGAUAAGAAUCCAGACAGGUUUGCCAUUAAUUUCCGUGUGAGUGAUUCUACUGAUCUUCCAUUGCACCUGGCACUUCGUUUCAAAGAGAGAGCUUUUGUUCGAAACUCGUUUCUCUACCAAAGCUGGGGUGAAGAGGAGAGGAAAAUAGAUUAUUUUCCAUUUAGCCCAGACGCAUACUUUGAGGUUAUCAUUUAUUGUGGUUCUGACUGCUUCAAGAUUGCUGUUAAUGGAGAACAUUUAUUGGAAUAUAAACACCGUUUUACUGACUUGAGCAAAAUUGAUAUGUUGGAAAUGGUUGGAGAUCUCCAGCUGAUCGAUAUACGGACUUGGUAGGUGGUGAGAAGCUGCCGUUCAAAGUUAACAUUUAUGCCAGGCUAAUAACAGGGUGCGUAACCUAUCUAAUUCUGUUUUUGAUUAUAGAAAGAGUACGAGACCAAAUCAAGAAGAAAAAUAAUUUCUUGGGUAAUGUUGCAUGUUUGAAGAUCUGGCUUUUGUUUUGGAAUGGCUUUAUUGAGUUCAUUUAAACGACACAGUACUCAAGAAAAUGGGAUUUUGAGGAUUGCAUCAUUUCCAUAGAACCCUCCCCAAAAAAACUUCCAAAAUUAUUUAAGUGUGAAGGGGCUUCGAGUAACUGUGUAAUAAAUCUUGCUUUGGUAUUCAAAUCGCCUACAAACUUGACCAAGUGUCUUUAAAUAUGUAUUUUUAAUGGCUGAGAUGUGUUAGGAUAUUUUGCCAAUGAACUAAACUUCUGACCUGCAAAACAAAGUGAGACGGUUAAUUAAGCUUUGCACUUUUGUUGUAACUUUACUCAGCAGAAAAGGCUGUGCAAUGUUGGUUUUAAAUUUACUGUUGUUAAAAAUCCUGAACAGAUUUUGGCAAAGCUUGUAAGUCUUAUUGAUGAAUACUUUAUCUGACUGACAUGUGCUUACAUGAAUGAUCAAUUAAAGCUUUAAUGUUCCACAAGUCUAAUAGUCAUAAGUAUUAUUUGCAAAAGUUCCAGUAAAAGUAAAUAUACAUUUUGGUUUUCUUGGCCUGAUUUAACAACCUGUUUCACAAAUUGCUGUAGCAUUCUCUGUGCAAGAUAACUACUGAUUACAAAAGUCAUUCAGUCCAUCUUGUUCAUCAUUCUGAAAGGAUUAAAAUCUCUACUCUACUGCCAAUCCAAUUGUGUCUUAAACAGUUCCAGGAUUUGUAACUCUUCUAGUUUAUCUAGGAGUCAAUUUGAUGUGCUAUUCACUUCUUUUGGACAGAUUAAGAACUUCCUGUUGAGUCCUAAAUUUACCAAUUUCAGUUUGAAUCUUCCAGAAUUAUUUUUCCUUGCUAGUUUACUAUUUGUAUAUCUCCUAAAAUCACCUCUCGGAUGCCUCCCCUUUAAAGCUGAAAAGCCCAAGUUUCCACAGUCUUUCCUUGAUAGCAGACCUUUAACAUUGCAUCAGCCUUGAAUGGUCCCCUCAGUACUGCUUUGUGUCCAAAUGCUUUCCUUGCACCACCGUCCAGAGCCAGACACAGUUUAGAAAUGCAGCUUGUAUUAUGUGGAGUCAGUGCCUGACUCUGCAAGUGAAUGAGCAAUGUAAAAUAGAACUCACCAUGAGUUUGCUUUGCUGUGACAUACUGCAUUGCAAAUGUAAGGUUCUAAAAGUCAUUAUUGUCUGAGUGUCUAUUUGCUAAAUAUUGAACUACGAAGCUUGACGGACUCUCGUGGAAAUUACAACUAUAAGAAGCUUCUGUAGCACUUUUUUUUGAUCAUUGAAUAUAAUUUGACAAAAUAAUGUAAUGCAUGUAAUAAAAUUGCUAAUUUUAAAGAGAUUAAUUUAGCACCUUAGAUUGACUUACUUUUCAGAACUCUUCCAUGCCUCUCCCCGCACCACCCCUUAUCAUCUUUAAUCUAUAGAUAGGAUAAUGUGGUCCAGACAGUACUCUUGUUCUGAGCUUUUCUUAAACUGUUGUUUUUGAUCAGGAUUAAAUUAUUUAAACAGAACAGUUGAACUCCCUUUAUUCAAACUUGUUUAUCCCACAAAAAUAUUGUCAGCCGGGCACAUAGCUAAGCAAUGUUGACUCAAACUAGACUUGCAAUGUCCAACAAGUGUGUAACAGGCUACAAAAUUGCAGUCUGCAAUUUGAAUCUGGAUGAAUGUUGUGAAGGAAAACAUAACCUUAUUUACAAUGCUUGAAUUGGGAGUAACAUUGGUAGAGAUGGGCUAGACCCACCAAUGGUACCCGACAGCCAAAAAUGUACUGAUCAAAUCCAGCAACAGGCUGCUGUUGGACAUGGAUUUCUACGAAGUAUAUUCUGUUCUUACGGGCUAAAUGAUCAGUGCAUUUGGUAACUGAGUGGGAAGAACUUCAUUACUAACAGCAUUGAUGUUCAAAUCAGGUGCUGACUGUAUUGCACGGAAUCUAUUGACAAAUUGUUUCGUUUACAUACUAAAUACACAUAAAUGUUAAUUUUUGCCAGUAGGCCAUUAAUCUAACUGGAAGCCUUUUCUUGUGGGGAAAGAUGAUGGUGGUAAUGAGGUAAUUGUAGAAAUUUGGAAGAGCCCAUUUCAGCAUCUGUUCUUACAUACUGUAAAUUAACGUGUUACUCUGCUUUUGUACUUGACUUUUGUACAUAAUUUAUAUUAAGACAAAGCUUAUUAAUUGAAAUUUACUGAAUCUAUAAUGCAUUAAAAAAGUUAUUUUAAACAUU